AUGUAUGCUGCUCCACCGCCUCCACCACCACACCACCAGCAAUCAAUGAUGAGCCCACCACCAAUGCGACAAUCACCGUAUCCACCAAGUCCAUUUGAUCCUCAUAGCCGCCAAUCGCUUGAAGAUGUGGGUGAUACGGAGCGUGCUAUGGGUUGGCAUGGCAGCAACCAACGAGCAAGCAUGUCGGAUGUCAAGUUAACAGGUGGUGGACAUCAUUAUGACUCUGACGACGAUGACAUGCUUAUGGUCCCACAAGAACAACGUAAACGGCGAACAUGCAUGGAUAAGGUCUGCUGUGGAUGCUGUACAUGCUAUCCUCGAUGGCUACGUUACAUCUGCUGCGUCAUUUUCUUGCUCGUUAUUGCACUUGCUAUUGUCAUUGGUGUGCUUGCAGCUACUUUUAAGGUCCCUGAUGUAAGCAUGAAUGGCCUUGAAGGUGAACCCCAAGUCAGCAUGACCGGCGAAACGGUGAACAUGAACUUUACUUUGGCUAUUUCGGUGGACAAUCCAAACGUGGAAGGCAUCACUUUUGAAAAGAUUGAGGCGAAGGCAUAUUACCCUAACCAUCACGAUACGCAAAUCGGAGGUGGUGAGCUUGACAAUGUGCAUAUCAAUAAGCAAGCGGUGACGAAUAUCAGCUUCCCUUUCAACUUGAAGGUGGAUGCAGCUGACGAUAGCAGUAAAGCCAUCAUGUCGGAUCUGCUAAGCAAGUGUGGCAUGACCGGUGGUGAAGCACAGCAAAUCACGAUCGAUUAUGAUGUUAUUCCCACCGUCAAGUUUGGCGUCAUCCCCAUCUCCUUCACCAUCUCCAACCAUGCAAACUUUGAUUGUCCUGUUAGCAAUCUGUUGUCAUCCGGUGCUGACGGCUUGGCAUCCCUUAUUCCCGGUGGUGUGUCACCACCAGCUGGGGCUUAG
Messenger RNA from Lichtheimia ornata, 915 nucleotides. RefSeq lists its product as uncharacterized. The coding region runs from base 1 to 915 and encodes 304 amino acids. The record is from RefSeq and is a predicted model, not a curated record. The transcript is spliced from 3 exons. NCBI's taxonomy places the organism in Eukaryota, Fungi, Mucoromycota, Mucoromycetes, Mucorales, Lichtheimiaceae.